GCGUGCGCAAAGACUAAUCGGAAAAUGGGGAAGGCCCUUCGUUGACGCUGGCCUGGGGAUUGGGUGGGUCCAGGUCUACCAGACUCUGUUAGAAUGUAAGCUCCUUGAGAACAGAGUCGUGAUCCUGAGUCCCGGGAUGCUGAGCCGGGUUACGAGCUCGUUGAGUCUUUUCCGGAUUACCCAGACUCCGCCCCUCCCAUUCAAGUUACGCCCUCAGGGAAAAGCAUCCAGAGGAACCCUGGAGCCCUAAGUUCCCGGAAGCGGCCCUGGGAACCAUGAGGCACGGGCCGAGUUCGCACCCGUACUGUUUUCUCCAAAGCUCCGGAACCGGAAGCGGCUCGCCCCGCUUACUGGCACCCGCCGCCACCAUGCUCUGCCUCCUUCGUGCCUGCUGUCGGGCUCCUUCCCAGAUCAUUAAGACUUCUCCAUCUGCGGCACUGGUUUCUGGGAGGCAGAAGGCAGGCACCCCUUGUGUCCCCCGUCUCUUUCUGAGACCUUGGCUCACGUCCAGUCUAGGGUCUGAGGAUGGGGGUAAAGACUAUCACACGUCUUCCUGCUGCUUCAAGAAGAAGGUCCCGGUGGUCUCCACGAGGCCACCACCCACUCUCACAUACUUGCCUGACACCCCAAAGCCAGCCCUCUAUAUUACUUUGACCGGAUUGGUCCCCUUUGUUGCCCCACCCCUGAUCAUGAUGAUGACCAAUACCUAUCUACCCUUCUUGGCAUUUGCGCAGAUGGCCUAUGGAGCCAGCUUUCUAUCUUUCCUGGGAGGGGUCAGGUGGGGAUUUACUCUGCCAGAAGACAGUCCAGCCAAGCCAGAUAUCAAGAAUUUAGCCUGCAGUGGGGCCCCACUGGUGUUUUCCUGGUAUGCCUUCCUUAUUUCUGAGGGACUCACUGAAGCCAUUGUCAUGGUGGUCAUGGGCUUUGGGAUGGCAUUACACAAUGAAAUCUUCCUCCUGCCCCAUUAUCCUAACUGGUUCAAAGCCUUGAGAAUAGUGGUGACUCUCGUGGCAUUUUUUUCAUUUGUAGCCACUUUGAUAAUUAAAGAUUUUUAUCCAGAAUCUGGCUCUGAACGUCCUGGUCAGGCUGAGUGAAGCUCACUGUACUGGCCCAGUAUGAGCAGGCAGGCUAUUAACCUCCUUCCCAUGCUCACAGUGGCUUUUUUUUUUCUCUUUGUAAUUCCUGCAUCUGGUGACUGUCCCUCUAUGGAAAUCAGGUCCUUUCAUUAUAGUUGUGGGAGGGUCUGGCCCACAGUACUGUUAUAUGUGUCUGUAGGCUGGUGCUCACAAGUUUAUUUCUGCUAUGUAUAAGUGAAUUGUAAAGAGUUUUAAAAAGAUCAAAUAAAGACCACAAAGAAUCUUUUGGCUAGGG
Molecule: messenger RNA, 1371 nt
Organism: Trichosurus vulpecula (common brushtail)
Lineage: Eukaryota; Metazoa; Chordata; Mammalia; Diprotodontia; Phalangeridae
Gene: TMEM69
Product: transmembrane protein 69
Exons: 2
Coding region: 276-1094 (272 amino acids)
Source: RefSeq, a predicted model, not a curated record